Messenger RNA from Ustilaginoidea virens, 1266 nucleotides. RefSeq lists its product as uncharacterized. Lineage: Eukaryota; Fungi; Ascomycota; Sordariomycetes; Hypocreales; Clavicipitaceae. Gene Ontology annotation, cellular component: inositol phosphoceramide synthase complex. The transcript has 3 exons. Gene Ontology annotation, biological process: inositol phosphoceramide metabolic process; sphingolipid biosynthetic process. Gene Ontology annotation, molecular function: inositol phosphoceramide synthase activity. The coding region runs from base 1 to 1266 and encodes 421 amino acids. The record is from RefSeq and is a predicted model, not a curated record.
AUGGCCGUUGGCGCCCUUCUUGAGCCCUUGACAGUGGUCUCUUUGUUGUUCGGCGGCGCAUGGCUCAACAGAGACAAGGAAUACUGCUUCAAGGAAAGCCAAGCAACCUGGGCAGCCGUCGAUGGAGUUUUCAAGAAGAAUGACGAGUUUGGCAAACGGAACCCAUCACCAGGAAGCGUUGCAUCUUGGAGCUUUGACUGGAGCCUGUCCGCGUCUCCUACCCUGCUGGGCAAGCCGCCGAAAUAUCGCUCCCGAAAACUACGGCUCUUCGGCCACGAGACGACUGUAACCUCACCCAACACGCUCAUCUUUAAAGAUCGUCUUCUGAGCCGAGUGUUGCGAAAGUUUCCUUUUCUUGUCGAAGUUUGGUACUGGGCUCUCAUUUAUUGGGUCUAUCAGCUCGGCCGCGCCUUCACAGCGCUGACCAUGAUGGAGGAUACAGUCAAGACGGCUCGACGUCAUGCGCUCCAGGUCAUCCGCUUGGAACGACGACUCAACAUCUUCCGGGAACCGCCUAUUCAACAGUUUUUUCUGCGACGCCCUGCUCUGAUGCACUGGAUUAACCGCAUCUACUCCUUCAUUCACAUCCCGGGCACCAUACUCUUCUUGGUGGUGCUUUACUACCUUGCGACGGUUCCGAGGCAUCGCGCCGCGGCCACCGACCGCGUCGCUUUUACAAGCCCGGCCCUUUACGAGGCUCGGCGAAGAGCCAUGGCAGUAUGCAAUUUGCUAGCGUUCGCCAUCUUCACCUUGUGGCCUUGCAUGCCGCCCAGACUGCUCAGCGAUCCUCUGUACGACGGCGACAACGCCAGCGAAGCAAAAAGCUAUGGAUUUGUCGACACGGUACACGGCCCGGCUGGAGAGAGUAGCGUUUGGACAAGCAACAAGUUUUGUAACCAACAUGCUGCUAUGCCGUCGCUGCAUUUUGGCUACUCGCUACUCGUCGGGCUCACCAUUGCAACGCUUCCAACCACCGGGGCUCGUCCCGCGCGGUGGAAUCGGAUGGGCGUCGUCGCCCUCGGCGUGUCUUACCCGGCGCUCAUUCUGACGGCCGUUGUAGCAACAGCCAACCACUUUAUCCUCGACGCAAUGGCUGGUGGCCUUGUCUGCGGCAUUGCGUGGCAUUCAAACGAUGUAAUGCUGAAUCUGUGCGUGCUGGAGGAUUAUUUCUUGUGCAUGGUUCGAAUCCACAAGCCAGUCAACUCGACGGACACUGAAACCGCCAUGGACACGGAAUUCCAGAGUGGUCUGACAAGUCCUGCAUGA